This is a messenger RNA of Octopus bimaculoides (California two-spot octopus), 7019 nucleotides long. Its product is annotated as multifunctional protein CAD. The record is from RefSeq and is a predicted model, not a curated record. Gene Ontology annotation, molecular function: ATP binding; hydrolase activity, acting on carbon-nitrogen (but not peptide) bonds, in cyclic amides; amino acid binding. Gene Ontology annotation, cellular component: cytoplasm; carbamoyl-phosphate synthase complex. NCBI's taxonomy places the organism in Eukaryota, Metazoa, Mollusca, Cephalopoda, Octopoda, Octopodidae. Gene Ontology annotation, biological process: L-glutamine metabolic process; L-arginine biosynthetic process; 'de novo' pyrimidine nucleobase biosynthetic process.
GGCGCCAAUUAUGCCCCUUGUUAUUUAUUACAUCCUCACUUCAGAAGAUGGGUUCUAUCAAGAUGCCGAAGAAAGCCACGUUGUUUCUGGAAGAUGGCUCCAGAUUUAGUGGCCAACUUUUUGGCCAUCCUGUCAGCGUUGCCGGUGAAGUGGUCUUCCAAACUGGCAUGGUUGGUUAUCCAGAAUCUUUAACAGAUCCAUCUUACAAAUCUCAGAUCUUAAUUCUUACAUACCCACUAAUUGGUAAUUAUGGAAUCCCAAGUCAGAAAAAAGACAAGAAUGGCCUUCCACUCUGGUUUGAGUCAGCUAAAAUACAUGCAUCUGCCUUGAUUAUUGGUGCCCUUAGUGAUGACUACAGCCAUUGGAAUGCAGUUCGUUCUCUAUCAGAUUGGUUGGCUGAAGAAUCUAUCCCAGCUAUUUGUGGUAUUGACACCAGAGCCCUGACCAAACGGAUUCGAGACAAAGGCACAAUGUUAGGAAAGGUGAUUCUUGAGGGAACAGAUCCCAGUAUUUUGGCAUUCAGUGACCCCAAUAGAGAGCAUUUGGUGGAACAAGUAUCAAUAAAGGAACCUGUGGUUUACAACCAGGAAGGGAACUUGAAAAUUGUUGCUAUUGAUUGUGGGAUGAAAUACAACCAGGUUCGUUGUUUGACUCAGAGGGGUGUGUCUGUGAAAGUUGUACCAUGGAAUUACCCUGUGAAACCAGAUGAGUAUGAUGGUCUUUUCAUAAGUAAUGGUCCAGGUGAUCCAAUGCUUUGCACAGACACUAUUAAUAACUUGAAGCAACUGAUUGAUGAUCCACGGUGUAAACCUAUCUUUGGAAUCUGUCUGGGACACCAACUGCUCUCACUUGCCAUAGGAGCAAAAACGUAUAAAAUGAAGUAUGGUAACCGUGGUCACAAUCAACCUUGCACUCACUUGGACACCAGUAGAUGCUUCAUCACCACUCAGAACCAUGGCUUUGCUGUAGAUGCUAAAACAUUGCCAGAUGGCUGGUCUCCAUUGUUCAUUAAUGAAAAUGAUCAAACAAAUGAAGGUGUUAUUCAUCAUACUAAACCUUUUUUCAGUGUUCAGUUUCAUCCCGAACACACUGCUGGUCCUGAAGAUUUGGAGUUCCUGUUUGAUGUAUUUGUGGAACAAGUACGUGCAGUGAAAGCUGGACAUGCCAAGUUUUCUAUACGUGAGAGCAUUCGGCAGAAGUUAAACUAUGUUUGUAACCCAAUGCCUCCUUGCCGGAAGGUACUGUUACUCGGCUCAGGUGGACUUUCUAUUGGGCAAGCAGGAGAAUUUGAUUACUCUGGUUCACAGGCUAUCAAAGCUUUAACUGAAGAAGGUAUUCAGAUCAUUCUAAUCAAUCCCAACAUUGCAACAGUACAGACAUCAAAGUGGUUGGCUGAUAAAGUGUAUUUCCUCCCUAUCACUGCAGACUAUGUCACAGAUGUGAUUAAAAAUGAAAGGCCUGAUGGUGUUCUUCUAACAUUUGGAGGUCAAACUGCUCUGAACUGUGGCUUUGAGUUGACCAAGCUGGGUGUAUUUGAGAAAUAUGGUGUCAAAGUUUUGGGUACUCAAGUACAUUCCAUUGAGAGAACUGAAGACAGGAAAAUAUUUGCUGACAACAUGGCAGAGAUUAAUGAACAAGUACCACCAAGUGAAGCAGCUUACACUGUAGAAGCGGCUAUUGAAGCUGCUGAUCGAAUUGGCUACCCUGUAAUGUUACGUGCUGCCUAUGCAUUGGGUGGCUUGUGUUCAGGUUUUGCUACUAACGGAGAUGAGUUACAAGCAUUGGCUAACACUGCUUUUAAACACACCAGUCAAGUCCUCAUUGAUAAAUCAUUGAAAGGUUGGAAGGAAGUGGAAUAUGAAGUUGUACGUGAUGCCUACAACAACUGCAUUACAGUCUGCAACAUGGAAAAUGUUGAUCCUCUUGGAAUUCAUACAGGGGAAUCAAUAGUGGUAGCUCCAAGUCAAACAUUGACCAACAAGGAAUAUAAUAUGCUUCGGACAACAGCUAUCAAGGUUGUACGUCAUCUUGGAAUUGUGGGAGAAUGUAACAUCCAGUAUGCUGUGAAUCCUGAAUCUCAUGAGUUCUACAUCAUAGAAGUGAAUGCCCGUCUAUCACGGAGCUCAGCUCUUGCUAGCAAGGCUACUGGCUAUCCUCUGGCCUAUGUAGCAGCCAAACUUGCCCUCGGUAAACCUCUUCCAGAAUUAAGAAAUUCAGUCACCAACUCAACAACUGCUUGCUUUGAACCCAGUCUAGAUUACUGUGUGGUGAAAAUACCCAGAUGGGAUCUUAGUAAAUUUUCACGAGUAUCAACAAAGAUUGGCAGCUCUAUGAAGAGUGUUGGGGAAGCUAUGGCCAUUGGAAGAAAGUUUGAAGAAGCUUUGCAGAAAGCUUUGAGGAUGGUUGAUGAAGGAGUGAAUGGGUUUGAUCCUUAUCACAAAGAACCCUCAGAAGAGGAGCUGCAGAACCCAACUGAUAAAAGGAUCUUUGUCGUUGCCUCAGCUCUUAAGAAGGGCUAUUCCAUUGAAAAACUUUACCAGCUGACUAAAAUUGAUCGGUGGUUUUUAAAUCGGUUUAAGGUCAUUGUUGACCAAUAUACUUUGCUGGAACAAUUCCAAACAAGGCCCUGUGAUCUUCCCAAACAAGUACUACUGCAAGCAAAGCAACUUGGAUUCUGUGAUCUGCAAAUUGCCAAAUGUGUUUCAAGCACUGAACUUGUGAUCAGGCACACUAGGGAACAAUUUGGUGUAAAGCCAUGGGUGAAACAGAUUGAUACAGUGGCAGCUGAGUGGCCAGCUGAGACCAACUAUCUCUAUUUGACAUAUAACAGCAUUGAACACGACCUCCCAUUUGCGGAAGGUCACAUUAUGGUGCUCGGUUCUGGAGUUUAUAGAAUUGGAAGCAGUGUUGAAUUCGAUUGGUGUGCUGUGAACUGUAUCAGUGAAUUGAGAGCGAUGUCCCACAAGACCAUAAUGGUCAACUGCAAUCCUGAGACUGUCAGUACAGACUAUGACAUGUGUGAUCGUCUUUAUUUUGAUGAAAUAUCAUUUGAGACUGUAAUGGACAUAUAUGACCUAGAGAACCCAGAAGGAAUUAUUUUAUCGAUGGGUGGUCAACUGCCAAACAACAUUGCUAUGUCUCUACACAGACAACAGGCUCGUAUUCUUGGUACCUCACCUGAGUUUAUUGAUAAUGCUGAAAAUCGAUUCAAGUUCUCUCGUAUGUUGGACAAUAUGGGCAUUUCUCAACCCAUGUGGAGAGAGCUGGAUGACCUUGAGGAAGCCAAAAAAUUCUGUGAUACUGUUGGUUUCCCAUGCCUUGUUCGUCCUUCCUAUGUCCUGAGUGGUGCUGCUAUGAAUGUGGCCCACACUCACAAAGAUUUGGAAAGUUAUUUGACUCAAGCCAGUGCCGUAUCCAAGGAGCAUCCAGUUGUUAUUUCUAAGUUUAUUCUUGAAGCUAAAGAAAUUGAUGUGGAUGCUGUGGCAUGUGAUGGAGAGGUCGUCUGCAUGGCUAUUUCUGAACAUGUUGAGAAUGCUGGUGUGCACUCUGGUGAUGCUACACUGAUGACGCCACCACAAGACAUCAAUGAAAAGACCCUAGCUCGUAUCAAAUUGAUUUGCUGCACAGUUGGCCGAGCACUUGAAGUGACAGGUCCGUUUAACCUACAACUUAUUGCAAAGGACAACCAGUUGAAAGUGAUUGAAUGCAAUGUCCGUGUGUCACGGUCGUUUCCAUUUGUAUCUAAAGCUUUGGACCAUGACUUCAUUGCGAUGGCCACCCGAGCCAUUAUGGGAGAGAAACUGGAACCAGUCAAUGUUCUUGCUGGUUGCCGCAAAGUGGCACUCAAGGUACCCGUCUUCUCCUUCUCCCGUCUUCGUGGUGCUGAUGUGUUGCUAGGUGUUGAGAUGGCCAGUACAGGUGAAGUUGCUGGCUUUGGUGAGGACCGUUAUGAAGCUUACCUCAAGGCUCAACUCAGCUCAGGAUUUAAAAUUCCUCAUAGAAAUAUUUUGAUAUCCAUUGGUAGCUUCAAGCACAAGAAUGAGCUUCUUCCUUCAGUAAAGACACUUGAAGAAAUUGGCUACAAUCUCUUUGCCAGUAUGGGGACAGCUGACUUCUACACAGAACAUGGUGUCAAGAUCAAAGCUGUGGACUGGCCUUAUGAAAAUAUCAGUGAAAAUGGCAACGGCAAUGGUGUAGAGCAGAGGACAAUAGCAGACUACUUGGCUAAAAACAUGUUUGACCUAGUCAUCAAUUUGCCCAUGCGUAAUGGUGGCACUUAUAGGGCUUCAUCUUUUGUCACCCAGGGCUACAAGACACGACGUAUGGCCAUUGAUUAUUCUGUACCUCUCAUAACUGAUGUCAAGUGCACCAAACUUUUGGUGGAGGCACUUCGUCGGCUUAGAGAAGCUCCGCCUCUGAAAAUACAAUAUGAUUGUAUGACUUCUCGCAGAGUUGUCCGUUUACCAGGUCUUAUUGAUGUUCAUGUUCAUGUAAGGGAACCUGGUGCAAUCCAGAAAGAAGACUGGCAGACUGCCACAAAAGCUGCACUUGCUGGAGGUAUAACCAUGAUUCUGGCCAUGCCAAAUACCCAACCAGCAGUUGUAGACCAAGCCUCAUUUGCUCUUGUUCAGAAGAUUGCCAAGAACGCAGCUCACUGUGAUUAUGGUAUCAAUGUUGGUGCCAGUAAAGACAAUGCACAGACUCUUGUUCAAAUUGGAGCUAAGGCAGGAGCAUUGAAGAUGUAUCUCAAUGAAACUUACACUACCCUCAAACUAGAUAGCAUGGCAGACUGGCAGAAGCAUUUUGAGAACUGGCCUGCCAACUUACCUUUGUGUGUUCAUGCUGAAGGGACUACAACAGCUGCUGUGAUACUACUUGCUGAACUAUAUCAGAGACCAGUGCAUAUUUGUCAUGUGGCUCGUAAGGAAGAGAUCAUGAUCAUCAAAGCUGCAAAAGAUGUGGGUAUUCCAGUAACCUGUGAAGUUGCUCCACAUCAUUUGUUCUUGAGCACUGAUGACAAUAAAGUAAUUGGUGAAGGCCGUUGCCAAGUACGACCUUCAUUGCAGACCGCUGAAGACCAGCAAGCUCUUUGGGAUCACAUGGACGUUGUGGACUGUUUUGCCACUGACCAUGCUCCACAUACCUUAGAAGAGAAAGACAGUGAAAAACCACCACCAGGUUUUCCAGGUCUGGAGACAAUGCUUCCUUUGUUACUGACAGCUGUUAGCGAAGGAAGACUCACUCUUGAGGAUAUUAUACUACGAUUGCACUCCAACCCAAAGAAGAUUUUCAACUUGCCUGAUCAGCUUGACACAUAUGUGGAGGUGGAUAUGGACACAUUUUAUACAAUUCCUAAGCAACCAAAACAGAGCAAAUGCAAGUGGACUCCAUUUGCAGGACACCGAGUGUGUGGAGCUGUUCGUCGUGUGGUGAUCAGAGGAGAAAUUGCCUUUAUUGAUGGGGAGGUUCUAGUUCAACCCGGAUUCGGUAUAGAUGUUCGCUCAUUACCACAACCAACAUCAUCAACUCAACUACCAAUCAGUGAGCAGUUGACUGUUCAGAUUCCGACAAUGGCAUCAUUGUCACAGCCGCCAUCUGAACCAACAAGCCCUCGUAAAAUGAUUCCAUCAACGACACUAACUGCUGCCAGCAACCAGCCUGGCCCAUUUGCCUUCCCUGGUCGUGGCCUUCCAAAGAUGUCACAACCAACACAUGAAUCUCACCAGGCUGCUUAUCAUCACGGGAAACCAGACAGAAAAAUACUACAGUUGGCAGAUCACUUAGAACCUACUUCCAAGGAGCUUGGCACAGAACCUAUCCUCAGAGAGUAUACUGGAAGUGCAUUGCCUUGUAGCGAUCUUCUGGCCAAGAAAGACCAGGCUGUUGCUCAACCUGCUCCAUACUUGUUCACACCCCCUGUUCACUCAGGUUUGACCGGUCAUCAUAUUCUUAAUGUUCAAUCAUUCCACAAGGAACAGUUGCAUCAACUGUUUAAUCAGGCUCAUAAUUACCGGAUGUCUGUACAGAGAGAUAGGGCCCUUGAUCAUAUACUUAAGGGUAAGGUGAUGGCUUCCAUGUUCUAUGAAGUCAGCACUCGGACCAGCUGUUCCUUUGGUGCCGCCAUGCAAAGACUUGGUGGGUCAGUGAUCACAUUCAAUGAAGCUACUUCCUCAGUACAGAAGGGUGAAACUCUUGAAGACACAGUGCAGACCAUGUCUGGUUAUGCUGAUGUUAUUGUGUUACGACAUCCCAAGCCUGGUGCAGUUAUGAAAGCUGCUCAGCAUUGUCGCAAACCUGUGAUCAAUGCAGGAGAUGGCACUGGAGAACAUCCUACUCAAGCACUACUCGAUGUUUUUACCAUCCGAGAAGAAAUUGGUACUGUCAAUGGCCUUACUAUUACCAUGGUAGGUGAUUUACGAAAUGGCCGUACUGUCCACUCAUUAGCUCGAAUUUUGACCCUCUACCGUGUCAAUCUCUGUUAUAUUUCCCCACCAACUCUUGAAAUGCCAACCGAUGUACAAGAAUAUGUUAGAUCCAAAGGAAUCACUCAGACAGCCUUCAAUUCUUUAACUGAUAUAAUUGCCGAUACAGAUGUUCUCUACAUUACCCGAAUACAGAAGGAACGUUUCAGUAGCCUUGUAGAUUAUGAAAAGGCAUGUGGACAGAUUAUUUUGACUCCAGAACUAAUGACUAAAGCUAAAAAGAAGAUGGUGGUUAUGCAUCCCUUACCCAGAGUUAAUGAAAUCAGUACUGCUCUGGAUUCUGACCCGCGUGCUGCAUACUUCCGCCAGGCCGAGAAUGGUAUGUUUGUUCGGAUGGCUCUUCUUGCCAUGACACUUGGAAGGGCUUAAAACUAUUAUAUAUACACACAUGCAUAUAUGAAUUUAUAAAUUAGAGCUUACAACAAUGAAACAAAGUGACCUAACCUGAUUUAUUUACUGUUAUACUACCAAAUUAACACUUCUAUUUCAAAAGAUCAUGAUGAUAAAAAAAAAUUAUGAAAAAAUUACAUACUGGGA